CGCGGAAGUUCGGCACGCGCUUGCGCGAGAGUCCCGGAGGCGGUGGCUAUGGCUUCGCGAGAAAUGGCAGGCGCGUGUGCCGUGUGCGAGGAGGGACCCAAGUACCGCUGCCCUGUCUGUCGCGCCCCAUAUUGCUCGGUGCCUUGCUACAAAAAGCACAAAGAGCAAUGCAUCUCCAAACCCUCUCCUGUUGUGCAAAAUGGAGACUUAAGUACUCAUCCUGUGAAAACAAAGUUUUUGGAGGACAAAGGUAAAGACUGGUCAGUGGCUGAUAUCCUGGACAGCGAUGAUGAAAAGGACAGAGUCUCUUUUCAGAAGCUUAGGGACCUGGGGGACUCUAAGGAAUUAAGGAACUUACUGACCAAUCCCCACCUCCGGCAGUUGUUGGUCAGCAUUGACCAGGCAGAUGACAAAGAGACUCUCAUGAAAAGCCUUAUGCAGGAACCCCUGUUUGUGGAGUUUGCUGACUGCUGUCUUAGAGUUGUCGACCCUCCUGAGAAAGAAAAUGCUUCGGAUACAGAGGGGUGAGUUGAGCUUGCCCUGAGCUCCUGCCAACAUGGAGAAGCAACUGUUCCACCUUUUAGAGAGGAAACAAAGGUUUGACCCCUCAUGCUGGGAUUUAAAGUGGAAGCUGGAGUACAGGCAGCUCUGGGACUGUCUCAGUGGAGAAGGGCUCAGCUGGGAGCCUACCUCUGGUCACUAAAGGUCUGGAACUCUGCAGCCUCCAUUCCUCAUCUUGCCAAUGAACACAUUGUGCAUAAGCCCCAAAAAGGCAACCUAUUUUGUGAAAAGAAGACCUAUUCAAUAAUAACAUGAGCUGGUUCUUUAAAAAGUUUUAUUUGUUCAUGGUACACAUCAAAACAAGCUUAGGAGAAGGGAAUGUUUGGCAAUGUUUCCCUCCUACACAUCAUUUAAAACAUCAGCUUUUUCCUAGAUGUGACUAUUAAUGACAUUUAAAUAAAAUGGAGGUUUUACUGA
Molecule: messenger RNA, 978 nt
Organism: Antechinus flavipes (yellow-footed antechinus)
Lineage: Eukaryota; Metazoa; Chordata; Mammalia; Dasyuromorphia; Dasyuridae
Gene: ZNHIT3
Product: zinc finger HIT-type containing 3
Exons: 5
Coding region: 49-528 (159 amino acids)
Biological process (GO): box C/D snoRNP assembly; maturation of LSU-rRNA from tricistronic rRNA transcript (SSU-rRNA, 5.8S rRNA, LSU-rRNA); snoRNA localization
Cellular component (GO): nucleus; pre-snoRNP complex
Molecular function (GO): protein binding
Source: RefSeq, a predicted model, not a curated record